AUGCUCGACAUUGCAGAAGAAAUCGAAAUUGUCAAUGCCAUUUACGGGGAAGGGUCGGCAACUAAGGACAAUGGGAAUAUUCGUCUACGCACAAGCAUCAGUGUAGACAGUGGAAUCACCUUGCGCACGCGACUUGAUAACCAGAGCGUUAAGCUGAAUGUGGGCCAGCUGCCACCGACGUCUGUCACAUUUACGCUGGACGGCAGCAGCUCACCGACGCCGAUGCUCUCCCAUAUCGAAGCAGUGGCGGGCACGGCUGGCAACAAGGCGGAGUUGGAGAGGCUAAUACGGGAAGAAAGCGAGGAAGGAGAAGGAGAGCUCCUACGCACAAUGCACGUUCUGCACGCAUACCCUCCCGCUUCAAUACAAGUGCAAGACACACACGCGCUCGCGACACUCGCCGCCACACUACGCGCGUACAACCGGACACACGCAGCCACGGUGUUCGCAGAAAGCAGCUACGACUGUCCCAUCUGCUUGCGGCGGCGCAAGGGAGUGCACGGGGCAGAGAUGCCGUGUGGGUGUGCGGUGUGCGCUGCGUGUCUACGCGACAUGACCGAGCUGCACGUGCGCGAAGGCUCGCUAGACAGUCUCAUCUGUCCCUCGCCGACCUGCACACUGCCCAUACCCGAUGCAACCAUCCUAGAGGUGAGUGGGGAGAGAGUCCACCAGCGCGUGGUGUAUCUACGUCAGAAGAAAGCUGCAGAAGACGAUCCGCGCACCGUGUACUGCCCCCUCUGCCACACACCCGUUGCGCGUCCACCCGAGAACGCACUCGUAGGUGACAGCGAGAGUGAUGAGGGUGCACAGCGAUUGCGCGUCUGUCCUCAAUGCUCCUUCGCUUUCUGCUGCUACUGCCGCCGCACAUACCACGGGCCCGUGGCAGCUUGUCCCGUCUCGACGACGCUCCAUUACGUUCGCGCUUACGCUCAUGCGCUGGAACAAUCAAACUCACGCGAUCAACUCGCCCUGGAGAGUCGCUACGGUAGAAAGUACCUUCAGCGCCUCCUCGCUGACUUUCUCGAGUCGGAGGCGAGUCGUAGGACUAUCGAAAACACCGCGCAGGCUUGUCCCCACUGUGCUGUCAGGACGGAGAAGAGCUCCGGAUGUAACCACAUGAGUUGUAGGUGCGGCACUCAUUUCUGCUUCCUCUGUGGUGGUCGCCUCGUUCCUUCCAACCCUUACCCACACUUCAAUACUCCCGGCACAUACUGCUUUCAGAAGCUAUUUGAUGGCCUCCUCCAGAAUCAGGAUGGCGCGCAAGUCGAGCAGGAUAAUCCUUACAAUGACAUCGCGUAUCACAACGGGUUCGACGAUGACGAUGUCCUCGGCCUCGAUCUUCAGCUGGCCAUCAUGCAAAUCGCACAUGAGCACAUGCAAUAA
Wallemia ichthyophaga EXF-994 is the source of this 1383-nucleotide messenger RNA. RefSeq names its product E3 ubiquitin-protein ligase itt1. The record is from RefSeq and is a predicted model, not a curated record. Gene Ontology annotation, molecular function: ubiquitin conjugating enzyme binding; ubiquitin protein ligase activity; zinc ion binding. The transcript has a single exon. Gene Ontology annotation, biological process: ubiquitin-dependent protein catabolic process; protein polyubiquitination; positive regulation of proteasomal ubiquitin-dependent protein catabolic process. Gene Ontology annotation, cellular component: cytoplasm; ubiquitin ligase complex. The coding region runs from base 1 to 1383 and encodes 460 amino acids. Lineage: Eukaryota; Fungi; Basidiomycota; Wallemiomycetes; Wallemiales; Wallemiaceae.